Messenger RNA from Ramularia collo-cygni, 348 nucleotides. Its product is annotated as probable cytochrome c oxidase-assembly factor cox-16, mitochondrial precursor. The transcript has 2 exons. The record is from RefSeq and is a predicted model, not a curated record. NCBI's taxonomy places the organism in Eukaryota, Fungi, Ascomycota, Dothideomycetes, Mycosphaerellales, Mycosphaerellaceae. The coding region runs from base 1 to 348 and encodes 115 amino acids. Gene Ontology annotation, biological process: mitochondrial respiratory chain complex IV assembly. Gene Ontology annotation, cellular component: mitochondrial inner membrane.
AUGGGUGUCUUCCCCGCGAAGAAGUUCCGCUCGAGCACUUACAACUCUUCCAUCCCUGCCAGAUACCGCGCCCUCCUCGCCCGACAUCCCUUUGCUCUCUUCGGCCUACCUUUCGUCGCGACCAUGCUUCUGGGAAGCUUCUUCCUCACACCCGCCACCGCGCUGAGAUAUGAGCGCCACGAUCGCAAAGUCAAACAGUUGUCCAAGGACGAGGAGCUGGGGAUUGGGAAGGAUAAGCGGAAGAUUGAUUUGGCGGAGGAGUAUUAUAAAUUGGCGGCCAAGGAUUUGGAUAGUUGGGAGCAGAAACGGGUGAAGAGAUUACCUGGCGAGCAUGAUGGUGUGCUUUGA